CAAGAUUUCCUUUUUAUGAUUAAAACUUGUGGACGACAGCGAUAUUUUCCUGGGAAAAAGUUGAAACAACUUUCAGGUUGGACCUAAAAGAGUUUAAUUAGAAUCAAGCAGAGAAUCUGAGAGAGAGAAAGAGGGGGAUCAUGGAGUCACCAUUCAAGGCUGAUAUAGUGAAAGGCAAGGUGGCUCUGGUAACUGGAGGUGGGUCAGGAAUUGGGCUUGAGAUAUCGACCCAGUUUGGCAUACAUGGAGCUUCAAUUGCCAUCAUGGGUCGUCGAAAGCAAGUCCUUGAUGCUGCUGUCUCCUCUCUUCGAUCACUUGGAAUUCAGGCUGUUGGGUUUGAGGGGGAUGUACGUAAACAGGAAGAUGCAAAAAGAGUAGUGGAAUCAACUUUUCAGCAUUUUGGUAGGCUUGACAUACUUGUAAAUGCUGCAGCAGGAAAUUUUCUUGUGUCUGCUGAAGAUUUAUCUCCUAAUGGAUUUCGAACAGUUAUGGAUAUUGAUUCUGUUGGUACAUUCACAAUGUGCCACGAGGCACUAAAGUAUCUCAAGAAAGGAGCACCAGGAAGGGGCUCAUCUGGUGGUGGAUUAAUAUUGAGCAUCAGUGCUACUUUACAUUAUACAGCUGCUUGGUAUCAAAUCCAUGUCUCAGCAGCCAAGGCAGCUGUUGAUGCCACUACAAGAAACUUGGCACUGGAAUGGGGAACUGAUUAUGAUAUUAGGGUGAAUGGAAUUGCACCUGGCCCUAUUGGUGAUACACCUGGCAUGAGUAAGCUCGCCCCUGAUGAGAUUAAUAACAAUGCUAGGGACUACAUACCUUUAUACAAGCUAGGGGAGAAAUGGGAUAUCGCUAUGGCUGCCCUCUACCUUGCUUCAGAUGCAGGUAAAUAUGUGAACGGAGCUAUUCUUGUUGUUGAUGGAGGACUUUGGCUGAGUCGUCCUCGCCAUAUGCCAAAAGAUGCGGUGAGGCAGCUUUCAAGAGCUGUCGAAAAGAGGUCUCGAGAUGCACCAGUGGGGGUUCCAAAAAGCAAGCUAUAAGUAUAGAUAUAUCAUUUCUGGGUUUAUUACCCUGACAGUGACCAAAUCUUGAUUGGCCGGUAGCAAUGCAUCAGUAUUUAGAGAAGAAGAAAAAAAAAAAAAUGAACACGAUAAUCAAAUAAGUUUCAUAUAGUGGCUCUUGUAAGACAUGGCAUAAUGCUAUGUUCUUUCACCCAUUUUAGACCUUCAUUAUAGUUGUAUCAGCAUAAUCUGUAUUCUGUAUCCUUAUCACUGUCUGGAAUAUGGCAAUAUAUUUCACCCAGAAUGGAAAUUAUCACCUUCUCACGAA
Messenger RNA from Ziziphus jujuba (common jujube), 1323 nucleotides. Its product is annotated as peroxisomal 2,4-dienoyl-CoA reductase [(3E)-enoyl-CoA-producing]. The record is from RefSeq and is a predicted model, not a curated record. Gene Ontology annotation, biological process: fatty acid catabolic process. The transcript has 5 exons. Gene Ontology annotation, molecular function: 2,4-dienoyl-CoA reductase (NADPH) activity. Bases 141 to 1034 code for a protein of 297 amino acids. NCBI's taxonomy places the organism in Eukaryota, Viridiplantae, Streptophyta, Magnoliopsida, Rosales, Rhamnaceae.